AUGAUGCAACCUUCCUCGGCAGUUGGUCUCGUGGCACCGGCUCCGAUUGACACCGUCAAAAGUGUGGCCAAACCAAUCGGCGGGAAUCGGAUUCAACUCGGACCGGGACAGAAACGGACAGAGCAUCUGUCGAGAGACGGUUUGGGCCGAAGUGGCCAGUCUGGUGGUACCGGACAAAAAGGCACUAACAUCGGGUUGGUGUGCCAGUCCUUCUGCUGUUGGCUUUGCAAACUACUCUUAUUUCAUUUGGACCCAGUAAAUGGCCUUGACGACACAAAUUCUGGCAAAAGAUCACUUGACAACCUCGAAAACCAAUCAUAUCAAUCAGACUUUAAGCAUAAAGUUGGUUCGACAGUUGCGGACGUGACUAGAUUUGUCGGGACUCGUGCUUGCCGAUCCCAGGCACGCAUGCACCAGUUGUGA
Protopolystoma xenopodis is the source of this 423-nucleotide messenger RNA. NCBI's taxonomy places the organism in Eukaryota, Metazoa, Platyhelminthes, Monogenea, Polystomatidea, Polystomatidae. The record is from the annotation of a GenBank genome assembly.